Rotaria sp. Silwood1 is the source of this 472-nucleotide messenger RNA. The record is from the annotation of a GenBank genome assembly. Lineage: Eukaryota; Metazoa; Rotifera; Eurotatoria; Philodinida; Philodinidae.
AUGAGUACAUCAAGUGGUGUGGUUCUUCCAGAUGGUAAAAUAGUUGCUACAUAUGGAACUUAUAAUUUUUCAUAUGAUGUAAGUCGUGGUAUGGUGGGAAUGCAAGGUGUGUCAUUUUCUGCGUUUGAUCAACAAAAAUCAAAUUUAUGGAUUAUUGAAAGUAUGAGUGAUGGAAAGAUUUACACAUAUGAUCGAGAUUCGAAACAGUGCUACAAAUCAACAAUGCCAAUUCAUCCACUUACUUGUAUACCAGAUACAGCAACUUACAUACGUUCGGUUACAUAUGGAUAUGGAGAUAAACAAAUAAUUGGCGAUACAUGGCUUGUAAAAAUCGAUCAAGCCGUUUCAUAUUCGACAGUUAGUCGUGAUGGUCUGUGUGUCCCAUUGACUGGACAUACUUUUCUCCAAAAUCCAGGUAAAUAACUGUUUUAUGUCAAUGAUACAUUCGUUACUAUUUGGCCAUUUUAGCUGU